Molecule: messenger RNA, 1696 nt
Organism: Ceratosolen solmsi marchali
Lineage: Eukaryota; Metazoa; Arthropoda; Insecta; Hymenoptera; Agaonidae
Product: zinc finger protein 131
Exons: 4
Coding region: 116-1156 (346 amino acids)
Biological process (GO): regulation of transcription by RNA polymerase II
Cellular component (GO): nucleus
Molecular function (GO): protein binding
Source: RefSeq, a predicted model, not a curated record
GCAGGAGCAGGAGGAGGGGCGGAGGAGGAGGAGGAGGAAGCAGAAGCCUCAGACUUAUCGUGCAAAAGUGCGACCCCGUCUUCACAGAGCAACGAUUCUUUCGCUCCUCGAGAUAAUGGAGGGACAGCAGUUCUGUUUACGUUGGCAUAACUUCCAAAACACAUUGCUUAGCUCGUUACCAAAGCUACUCGAUGGAGGUUACUUAACCGACGUGACACUUAGCGCAGGUGGAAGGCACAUUCAUGCACAUCGACUAAUCCUGUCCGCAUGUAGUUAUUAUUUCAAAGAGCUAUUUAAGGAUUUGAAUACACUCCAACAUCCUGUGAUUAUUUUGCCUGGAAUGGAAUAUGCUAAUCUAUGCGCUCUCGUUACAUUUAUGUACAAUGGAGAAGUUAAUAUUUAUCAAGAGCAGCUACCUGCAUUGUUGGCAAUGGCGGAUACAUUGCACGUUCGUGGCUUAGCGGAUAUUGCUGGGAAAGCAUCCAGGUACGAAAAUAAUCCAACGGUAGAUCCACCAUCUUCGCUCGAAGAGAAAAAUUUUCAUUUAGUUGAAAAAUUCGAAUCGUCUACAAAAACCGAUCCAAAGGAACACGAAGAAAUCUUAACGCCUGAGCCCCACGAAGCAAUGGAACCCAUUGCUACAGACUUUCCUGCAGAAAGAGUCGAACGAAAUCUCGAAAUUGAAUCUGAAUCUAACAAUGUUAGCGAACUUAAUGAUCUCCCAUGUAGUGUUAAAACAAAACCUUAUUAUUCCAUCAACGCUAAAUUAAAUCAGCGAGAAAAGAAAUCAAACUUCAAAAUUGAUAGCGGACACUCGAGCAAUAUUCUGAAAGACGAUUGCCAGAGUCCCCUUUUAGAAAAUGUAAAACCAUUGUUAACGGAUACAAAUUUCAAGUCUUUUCUCAGUGGCUCAACGACUAGUCGAGCUUCUCAAAGCUGUAACAAGACGAGCGUCACUUGUCUAAUUUGUGGAAAACAGCUGAGUAAUCAAUAUAAUUUACGAGUUCAUAUGGAAACACAUAGCAAUAGCUCAUACAGCUGCGCAGCUUGCUCGCAUGUGUCUCGUUCUCGAGACGCAUUAAGGAAGCACGUAUCUUAUCGACAUCCUGUAAAUUCUGCGCAAAAGAAAGCAAGAUAUAGUUCAUCGAAGCCUUAGAAUAUGUAAAAAGACUUUGAUUGCAGUGUAAAGUAUUUUCAUUAGAAAAGAAUCCUUUCCACUGACACUGAAAACGUAACUUCAACAAAUUUGAACGUUGUAAGAAUAGAGGUCAACAAAGGUCAUUUUGACUAGAAAUGUUCACGGUGAUAGUGAAAUGACAUUGCAUAAAAUGAGAAGAAGAAAAAAAAUGGUGAAUACAUCUUACACUGUGGACAAUUGACAAAAUCCAGUAUGUAGAACAACAAUGUGAUGUCAAUGAAGAGAUUUGAGGUUAUGUUUGUAAGGAGAGGCGAACAAAAGUUCCUUAACGACCCCCUAGUGUUCAUAUUGUUAUUGCUUGUUUGCUCAAUUGUUAUCGUUAAUUUUUUUUAAUAAGUCGGAUCUCGUUUUAAAAAUAUUAUUUUAAUUGUGGAUGGUUAAGAAUUAAUCUUGAAAGUUUAAAUUUGCUAUAUUUCCAUAGUUCAUAAAAUUGACAGCGAUACAAAAUUAGUUCAAUUAUUUCAAUAAAAAUUACGGAUUUACAGUUCAACGAAUAGA